AUGAUCUGGGGUAUGCGUCUCCCCGUGGUGCGAAUCGGGCGCAUCGCGGGCCAAUACGCCAAGCCGCGCUCGAGCGGGACCGAAAAGGUUGAAAUGGAUGACGGUCAAGGUGGGAAACACAUCAAAGAGAUACCCAGCUUUCGGGACGAAUUUGAGCGAAUUUCCGAGGGUCUUUCGGACGCGCUUGAUUUUUGUCGGACUGUUGGUGCCAACGAAGCCGGAGGCGGAUUCGAAUCAGGUGGCGGGCGCGGUGUGCUCGGCGAGGUUGACUUUUACACAAGAAGCCAUGACACGUAUUUUGCCUCUGCCUCCAACUUGCGCGCGCCCGUCGAUGGGCCGACAUCUCCUACAUCCGGAUCCGCGGGACUAUCUACGAGUGUCAACCCCAAUUUCGCGCCGUACAAUACAUCGGCGCAUUUCCUGUGGAUCGGAGACCGCACUCGGCAACUGGAUGGAGCGCAUAUCGAAUACUUUCGCGGCAUUCGCAAUCCUAUUGGAAUCAAGGUUGGGCCAUCGAUGCAGAAUGAUGAACUUGUGCGCCUUCUCGAUAUUGUGAAUCCCGAUCGCGAAGACGGUAAAGUAACUUUAAUCACGCGCUACGGGGCUUCUAAAAUUGAACAAUUCUUGCCUGGUCAUAUUUCGAGUGUACAAGCUUCGGGACAUCCGGUCAUUUGGAUAUGCGAUCCCAUGCACGGCAACACAUUGACCUCAUCAACUGGGCACAAGACUCGUCAUUUCAGUACCAUCAUUUCGGAGAUUACAUCUUGCAUCCAAAUCCACUCUUCCCACAGCCCUCCUUCGCGCCUUGGUGGGAUCUCCCUCGAGUUUACGGGGGAGCUCAACGAAGAGGGGUAUAGUGUGACUGAAUGUCUUGGCGGAAGCAUGGAACUCAAAGAGUCGGAACUCUCUCUCCGCUAUCAGACGUUCUGUGAUCCAAGACUGAACUUUGAGCAAAGCUUGGGUAAGUGUAUGCACUCGGAUAGAUGGUCGAGUAUUGAUGUGGACCGGUAUAAGAAUACGGGUUGUCAAGCUCGCGCGCUUUUCAGCCUCCUUCACCCCUCGCGCCUCGUACCCGCCCUCCCACUCAUUAGCACAGGGCUUCAACCCAAUCCACCCCUGCGCGUCUACCAACUAGUCAUGUCGAUGGGCCCCUCGAUCCUUACUGUCCACGAGCGCCCAAAUGGCGAUAUCGGGCUUGCGCUUCCCAAUCAAACUGGUGAUAUGUAUGUCCUCCGUGGUAGCGCGAAACCUGGCCCAAAGGGAAGCCGGUCUACACAGGAUAUUGUGCGGUGCAAGGACGACAUGGUGCUCGCAUCUGUUGCGUGGGUUGAUCCAAAAAAGGACAUGAUCAAAAUUGAAAAAGCGGCGUAUAUGACUGAAGGAGAGCGCUGUGGCUCCUGGAUACCUCUGGGAGAUGCAUGGAAGAGUGCUGCCCCGGCCAAAGGUGACUGUACCGAACAGUUCAAUGGUUCAGAUCGUCGCCCAUACGAGUGGAAGCUAGAGUUGCGAAAUCUGCGCAAGCUUUAUGCUCCAGAUAAGACAGAACACAUUGCUGUCGAGACGCAGUUCACUCCAAAGGGCCACGUUCUCGAGAUGAACCCGGUGGAUUGUGUUGGCGUGGGAGAGAUGUUGUAUGUGACACUUCUUGUAGGGCUUGCACGACGCCGGCAUAAGCGAAAACACGGACUCCCGGGCGUGGUUUCUCGAGUGGUCGAGAACGUUUUGUUCAUGUAA
Messenger RNA from Rhizoctonia solani, 1734 nucleotides. RefSeq names its product 3-deoxy-7-phosphoheptulonate synthase. The record is from RefSeq and is a predicted model, not a curated record. Bases 1 to 1734 code for a protein of 577 amino acids. NCBI's taxonomy places the organism in Eukaryota, Fungi, Basidiomycota, Agaricomycetes, Cantharellales, Ceratobasidiaceae. Gene Ontology annotation, biological process: aromatic amino acid biosynthetic process. Gene Ontology annotation, molecular function: 3-deoxy-7-phosphoheptulonate synthase activity. The transcript has 9 exons.